Neurospora crassa OR74A is the source of this 1387-nucleotide messenger RNA. Its product is annotated as U6 snRNP-associated protein Lsm7. The transcript is spliced from 3 exons. Lineage: Eukaryota; Fungi; Ascomycota; Sordariomycetes; Sordariales; Sordariaceae. Bases 219 to 650 code for a protein of 143 amino acids. Gene Ontology annotation, molecular function: RNA binding. The record is from RefSeq and is a predicted model, not a curated record. Gene Ontology annotation, biological process: mRNA splicing, via spliceosome; nuclear-transcribed mRNA catabolic process. Gene Ontology annotation, cellular component: spliceosomal tri-snRNP complex; U12-type spliceosomal complex; U6 snRNP.
CAGACGGGACGACUGACCAACCCCACGACAUCCAUCGCAACCCAUAGCGCCAGCCAGCCUGACGACAACAAUCGCAGCACCGAACGACAUUACCAACACCACAAAUCAACACUCGACAAUCGCCAAUCGGUUCGGUUUCGACGACUUCCUCUCUUCUUCCAUACCCACCAGCGCAAUACACGGCGCAUACUCAAUCAACUUCACAAAGAAACAGAACAAUGGCCGAUAGAGGAAAUAGGGGAGGCCGUGGUGGCGGCUACCGGGGCGGUCGCGGAGGUAACCGUGGAGGAGCAGGUGGUUCUGGCUCCGGCGCCGGUGGAGGUCAGGGAGGCGGUGGUGCUCAGGGCGGUGACCGCGGUGAGCGCCCUAAGAAGGAAAACAUCCUCGACCUCAAGAAGUAUAUGGACCAGCGCAUCACUGUCAAGUUCAACGGUGGACGUGAAGUUACCGGUACGCUCAAGGGAUAUGAUGCGCUUAUGAACUUGGUUUUGGAUGAUGUGCAGGAAGCUGUGAGAGACGAAGAAGGCAACGAAACCACCCGUCCUCUAGGACUUGUUGUUGCGCGCGGUACGCUCCUCGUUGUGAUCAGCCCCGUCGACGGAAGCGAGGUGAUUGCGAACCCCUUCGCUCAGCAGGAGGAAGAAGCUUGAGCAGAAGGGAAUGCUCGUCUGGACAAAGUAAAACUGCAUCAUUUUCGAAACAUUAUACCAACUUGGGGAUCUGAACGCCAUCCCGUCAUGCUCGUAAACCGAGCGAUACCGCAAUUGGACGAGACGACAAUUUUGACGAAGGAAAACGGGGCAGGACAGUGAGAAGGAACACCAGGACAGAAACCUGAAAGGUUGAGAGAAGUCUAACAAUAUGUUAUGAUAUCCGCCCCACUCAAGGAUAGGACGGUGCAACAAGGGAAACAUUGCUGAGUUGGGUGAGCAAACACCCAGUGUCGAGCAUGAAGGAACACAAGUCGGCCCCAGCUACCAACGAUACCCACCAGAGGGACUGUAAGAACAGGGGUUGGCUACAUCGAGAAGAAACACACAUGCAGCUGGUUGCCCUGAGUUAUGGUAAACGUCCAGCCAACGCCGUUAUUGACGAGUGGGGGAAUCUAACUGGAAAUCAAGCCAGAAGGCAACAUAUGCCUGUUCAAGAACGUCCCUUGGCUCCAUGAACUCUCGAGCAGCGGCAAGUUUUCUCAUUCAGUAUCUCCUAGUGGAAUGAGAACGCUUGGGAAGAUAACGAAUAGUUCGGCUCACCGCAUACAUAUGCCAGUUGUUUUCAGCCCACAUCCUGCUCUGGGACGGAAUUGGGCACGUGUUCUGAGUCUGUUUUCUAGUUCGCUAUCUAACAUGAUCUGCUCAUCGCUGUUAACCACUUUCCACCACUUAGU